UAGGCCAGGCUAGCUGCGGGUGACAGUGAGUGGCAGACGCCGGGCCUAGCGCUCGGGAUCUGGCGGAGCCGAGCUGAAGAGACCGGGAGUGUGGAAUCACCAGGGUCGCGGUUCCUAAGGUGACACGCGAGACUGGGUAUUGAAAUCUCGGGCCCAGGCCGGACCUAGCCAGGGUGCUCACGGAGACCAAGAGUGGAGCAAUGGAGACAGUCCAGAGGGGCCACCCAUUCUCUAGCCUGCACUGACUCAGUCUCCACAGGCAGCUGUCAAGCCAGGUCGUGGAGGGCUGGAGUGGAGCAGACACUGUCCAUGGAGCUGGUGGACAAGGUGGACAGGGGGAGGCGGUGAUGGCUCAGUUUGACACUGAAUACCAGCGACUAGAGGCCUCCUAUAGUGAUUCACCCCCUGGGGAGGAGGACUUAUUGGUGCACGUGGCAGAGGGAAGCAAGUCACCUUGGCACCACAUUGAAAACCUUGACCUCUUCUUCUCCCGAGUUUAUAACCUACACCAGAAGAAUGGCUUCACAUGUAUGCUCAUUGGGGAGAUCUUUGAGCUUAUGCAGUUCCUCUUUGUGGUUGCCUUCACCACCUUCCUGGUUAGCUGUGUGGACUACGACAUCCUAUUUGCCAACAAGAUGGUGAACCACAGUCUGCAUCCUACUGAACCUGUCAAGGUCACUCUGCCAGAUGCCUUUUUGCCUGCCCAAGUCUGUACUGCCAGGAUUCAGGAAAAUGGCUCCCUUAUCACCAUCCUGGUCAUCGCUGGUGUCUUCUGGAUCCACCGGCUUAUCAAGUUCAUCUAUAACAUUUGCUGCUAUUGGGAGAUCCACUCCUUCUACCUGCAUGCUCUGCGCAUCCCCAUGUCUGCCCUUCCAUAUUGCACAUGGCAGGAAGUGCAGGCCCGGAUUGUGCAGACCCAGAAAGAGCACCAGAUCUGCAUCCACAAGCGUGAGCUGACGGAGCUAGACAUUUAUCAUCGAAUCCUCCGCUUCCAGAACUACAUGGUGGCACUGGUAAACAAGUCUCUCCUGCCUCUGCGCUUCCGUCUGCCUGGCCUUGGGGAGGUCGUCUUCUUCACCCGUGGCCUCAAGUACAACUUUGAGCUGAUCCUCUUCUGGGGACCUGGCUCUCUGUUUCUCAAUGAAUGGAGUCUCAAAGCUGAGUAUAAACGUGGUGGGCAACGACUAGAGCUGGCCCAGCGCCUCAGCAACCGUAUCUUAUGGAUUGGCAUUGCCAACUUCCUGCUGUGCCCCCUCAUCCUCAUCUGGCAGAUCCUCUACGCCUUCUUCAGCUAUGCUGAGGUGCUCAAGCGGGAGCCAGGGGCCCUGGGAGCACGUUGCUGGUCACUUUAUGGCCGCUGCUACCUCCGCCACUUCAACGAGCUGGAGCACGAGCUCCAGUCCCGUCUCAACCGUGGCUAUAAGCCUGCCUCCAAGUACAUGAAUUGCUUCUUGUCCCCUCUGCUGACGCUGCUGGCCAAGAAUGGGGCCUUCUUUGCUGGCUCCAUCUUGGCCGUGCUUAUUGCCCUCACCAUCUACGAUGAAGAUGUGUUGGCUGUGGAGCACGUCCUCACCACCGUCACACUUCUGGGGGUGACCGUGACUGUGUGCAGGUCCUUCAUCCCGGACCAGCACAUGGUGUUCUGCCCUGAGCAGCUGCUCCGUGUGAUCCUCGCUCACAUCCACUACAUGCCUGACCACUGGCAGGGUAAUGCCCACCGCUCGCAGACCCGGGACGAGUUUGCCCAGCUCUUCCAGUACAAGGCAGUAUUUAUCUUAGAAGAGUUGCUGAGCCCCAUUGUCACACCCCUUAUCCUCAUCUUCUGCCUUCGUCCACGAGCCCUGGAGAUCAUAGACUUCUUCCGCAACUUUACUGUGGAGGUCGUUGGUGUUGGGGAUACCUGCUCCUUUGCUCAGAUGGAUGUUCGCCAGCAUGGUCAUCCCCAGUGGCUGUCUGGUGGGCAGACAGAGGCCUCAGUGUACCAGCAAGCUGAGGAUGGGAAGACAGAAUUAUCACUCAUGCACUUUGCCAUCACCAACCCUGGAUGGCAGCCACCACGUGAGAGCACAGCCUUCCUAGGCUUCCUGAAGGAGCAGGUUCAGAGGGAUGGAGCAGCUGCUGGCCUUGCCCAAGGGGGUCUACUCCCUGAAAACGCACUCUUCACAUCCAUCCAGUCCUUACAAUCUGAGACUGAGCCCCUGAGCCUUAUUGCAAAUGUGGUAGCUGGCUCAUCCUGCCGGGGCCCCCCACUGCCCAGAGACCUGCAGAGCUCCAGGCACAGGGCUGAAGUUGCCUCUGCCCUGCGCUCCUUCUCCCCUCUGCAUCCUGGGCAGGCCCCCACGGGCCGGGCGCCCAGCACCAUGACAGGCUCUGGAGUGGAUGCCAGGACAGCCAGCUCCGGGAGCAGUGUGUGGGAAGGACAGCUGCAGAGCCUGGUGCUAUCGGAAUAUGCAUCCACUGAGAUGAGCCUGCAUGCCCUCUAUAUGCACCAGCUCCACAAGCAGCACACCCAGGCUGAACCUGAGCGGCAUGUGUGGCACCGCCGGGAGAGUGACGAGAGUGGGGAGAGUGCCCCUGAAGAGGGGGGAGAGAGCAACCGGGUCCCCCAACCUAUCCCCCGCUCUGCCAGCUAUCCGUGUGCUGUACCCCGGCCUGGGGCACCCGAGACCACCGCCCUGCACGGAGGUUUCCAGAGGCGCUAUGGAGGCAUCACAGAUCCUGGCACAGUGCCCCGGGCGCCCUCUCACUUCUCCCGGCUGCCUCUUGGAGGGUGGGCUGAAGAUGGGCAGCCAGCAUCAAGGCAUCCUGAGCCUGUGCCUGAGGAGGGCUCAGAGGAUGAGCUUCCCCCUCAGGUGCACAAGGUAUAGAUAAGACUGAGGAGUGUCCUCAUGCCCCAGGAUGGAGGCUACUGCUGCCCUGCCAUCCCAUCUGCCCGCCAUGGAAGGCUCCUUGGAGUGCUGCCUGGCUCCACGUGUGUGGUGUUUUUGUGUCUGUGCCUGGCCUAGGGAGGUGCCAACAGUGGGCUUGAGGCAGCCCCAGGAGAAGAAUUUGGGGCCUGGGAACCUGGGUUGCACAAGACUCCAGCCUUAUCCCCAAGACUCCCUUGGCUCAGAGUGUGGUGCUAGAAACUGGUCCCCAGCCCAGCCCCAGUACUGCCACCUUCGCACCCACCCCUGCAAGUCUCCAGAGAGGGCUGCUCAUGACAGAAGCUGCCAAGCAGGGAGAACCUUUGCCAACUGUGGAGUGGGGAGGUCAGGCCUAGGCCCUUGACCCCUGCAGCCUACCCCCUGCCCCACCUGGGACAGAUGAGCGGCUCAGGCUGUAGCCCUUACCUCACCCCCAGUUCUCAUCCAGCGCUGCAGCCAGCUCACCUCUUUUCUGCAUCUACACAUCACUGGCAUGUGUGUGCCACUUGCCCCUCUUCUGUUCUCUUGUUCCCCUUCUGUUUGGCUUUUGCUUUGUGUUCUGGUGGAGGCCCUACUUCCCAGCUCCCCUCAUACCAUCUUUUGACACUAAGGAGGAAAGUUUCUAAGUUGCAGGUUCAGGAUGGAAAUCUUUCUGCCCUCUCCAACUUUUAGGAUGGGUCCCUGGGAGACACCUUCCUGGGCCCCCAUUGCUUCUUAUAUCCUCAUCACCUACAUAUGGGACAGACAGGGUUACAGUGUGACCUCGACUGUCUGCAUCCCACCGAGAGAGCUCUGGGCCGCAUCCUGCUGUCCCGUAGGAAGACAGAGGAGUCAUGGCUUCGACCUGGGCUUUGAGCUGCCGCGUUGCAUGCCGGGUCUCAGCUUCUACCCUCUGCCCCACCCCUCGCCCAGCUCUGGUCUACUGCGGAAGAGUGUGCUACCCAAGUUCACAGCAGACCGGGGUGGGGCCCAUGUACAGCUUGAUAACCCUUAAUAAAAAAGGGACUUUGACCAGAUCCUGAUUCUUGGGAACAGUAGGAGUGGUUGCGUGUGAUUUCCCCUUCCCCUGAAGUUUCUGGAGAUGAGCUGGGAUCCGGACGUAAGUGGUUUUAUGCCGGCACUCAGAUGUUAAGCUAGCGGGCUAGAAGGACUGUUCCUGGCCCACAAUUCCGUAGAAGUUAAGGUCUCCAGUCGGACGGCCAGAUUUCCCGCCCUAAGCACGUGAUCAAAUGGGCUC
This is a messenger RNA of Fukomys damarensis (Damara mole-rat), 4143 nucleotides long. RefSeq names its product autophagy related 9A (gene Atg9a). Bases 348 to 2867 code for a protein of 839 amino acids. Gene Ontology annotation, cellular component: autophagosome; phagophore assembly site. The transcript is spliced from 17 exons. Gene Ontology annotation, biological process: autophagy of mitochondrion; protein localization to phagophore assembly site. The record is from RefSeq and is a predicted model, not a curated record. Lineage: Eukaryota; Metazoa; Chordata; Mammalia; Rodentia; Bathyergidae.